AACUGGGCUGGAGCUGUCAAUUCUUCACCUCCAUCUGGGCGAUUUGCGGCUGUGAAGAUGAAUCUAACGUUACCCAAAACUCUUGGACCAGAUUAUUUUCAGCCAAACAAUGAAUAUUACGCGGCUAAUGCCUGGCUUGGGAUCGAUGGAUGGUCUCACCGUACCGCUUUGUUACAAGCUGGAAUUGUCAUGGAAGUAAACAAGAGUAUUUCCGAGGAGCUUGUCUUCAGGCCGUGGUACGAAUGGUGGCCCAAAGAAGCUAUGUUCUUCGAUAUUCCAAUGGGGCCUGGCGAUGAUAUACAAAUUGAAGUCGUAAUGUUCAACGCAACGUACGGAAAGAUCAUCUUAGAGAACUUAUCCCGAGGGGAAUGGGUCGCACGAAAGUUGAAGUCGCCGUACCCUGAUGCAGGCCUGGUUGGCAGCAGCGUAGAAUGGAUCAUGGAAGACUUU
Molecule: messenger RNA, 450 nt
Organism: Bipolaris maydis ATCC 48331
Lineage: Eukaryota; Fungi; Ascomycota; Dothideomycetes; Pleosporales; Pleosporaceae
Product: peptidase G1
Biological process (GO): proteolysis
Molecular function (GO): glutamic-type endopeptidase activity
Source: RefSeq, a predicted model, not a curated record